Molecule: messenger RNA, 2856 nt
Organism: Rhagoletis zephyria (snowberry fruit fly)
Lineage: Eukaryota; Metazoa; Arthropoda; Insecta; Diptera; Tephritidae
Gene: Pgant2
Product: polypeptide N-acetylgalactosaminyltransferase 2
Biological process (GO): protein O-linked glycosylation
Cellular component (GO): Golgi apparatus
Molecular function (GO): polypeptide N-acetylgalactosaminyltransferase activity
Source: RefSeq, a predicted model, not a curated record
CCCCGUUUUCUUUUAUAAUUUUUUGCAGGUAGAAAACCGUGCGCUACGCUUACGCGAAGUAGCCACCGCCAUGCAGCAAUACCAAGACGAACCUCUACCAUCAGCUGCCUCCGUGCACGGUGGUGGCGCGGCGCAUGAUAUCAAUCAACUACACCCGCUAGCCAAUGAGGGUGUGUACGAGGAGCCAGGUGGUGGCGACGGAGUUGGUGGUGGCGGUGGUAACAUUAUAAUUAUCGGCACUGGACCCGCUUUUCAUCCGCGCAUUGGUGGGCUGGGCUUGAAUGCAUAUGGCGCGGGUGCGGCAGUGGGCGUGGAGGAGGACACGUUACACCUAAACGGCAAUAGUGUGUUCAGCAGUAGCAGCGGUGCCGGUGGUGUUGCUGCGGUGGCCAGCGCCACUGGCAUUCACGGCUCAUUGACAGCACCGAAUGGCCGCAGCACUGGCGAUUGGGAGUAUUUCGAUGAGGCCGGCUACAUUCGUCGCGGUGCGUUGCGCACUGGUGAGGAUCCUUACAUACGGAAUCGCUUUAAUCAGGAGGCUAGCGAUGCAUUGCCCAGCAACAGGGAUAUACCAGAUACACGGAAUCCAAUGUGUCGCAAUAAAAAGUACCGGGAGGAUUUACCAGAGACGAGUGUAAUUAUAACAUUCCACAAUGAAGCGCGCUCAACGCUGCUCCGCACAAUAGUGAGUGUGCUGAAUCGCAGUCCCGAGCAUUUAAUACGAGAAAUUAUUCUAGUCGAUGACUUUAGCGACCACCCUGAGGACGGGCUGGAGUUAGCCAAAAUCGACAAGGUGCGUGUGCUGCGCAACAAAAAGCGUGAAGGGCUGGUGCGUUCGCGUGUACGUGGCGCCGAUGCUGCAGUUGCUGGUGUGCUCACCUUCCUCGACAGUCACGUGGAGUGCAAUGAAAAGUGGCUGGAACCGCUGUUGGAGCGUGUACGUGAGGAUCCGACACGUGUGGUUUGCCCAGUCAUCGAUGUCAUUAGCAUGGACAACUUCCAAUACAUUGGCGCAUCGGCCGACUUACGUGGCGGCUUCGACUGGAACCUGAUUUUCAAGUGGGAAUACUUGAGUGCUGCGGACCGUGCCGCAAGACAAAAUGACCCCACCACUGCCAUACGUACGCCCAUGAUUGCGGGCGGCCUCUUCGUCAUCGACAAAGCGUACUUUAAUAAGCUCGGCAAGUACGACAUGAAAAUGGAUGUGUGGGGCGGUGAAAAUCUGGAGAUCUCUUUCCGUGUGUGGCAGUGUGGCGGCAGCCUCGAGAUUAUACCAUGCAGCCGGGUGGGGCACGUUUUCCGGAAACGACAUCCGUACACAUUUCCCGGUGGUAGUGGCAAUGUGUUUGCACGAAAUACAAGACGUGCAGCUGAAGUCUGGAUGGACGAUUACAAGCAGUACUAUUAUGCUGCAGUGCCGCUGGCCAAGAAUAUCGCAUAUGGCAGCAUUGACGACCGGUUAGCGGUGAAAGAGAAAUUGCAUUGUAAGCCAUUUAAAUGGUACUUGGAAAAUGUCUAUCCGGACUUACAAGUGCCGGAGUCGUUCGAAUUUGGCCAAUUUAAACAAGGAGCAACGGACUGCUUGGACACCAUGGGCAACUUGGUCGAUGGCACAGUGGGACUCUUCCAAUGCCACAACACUGGCGGCAAUCAAGAGUGGGCCUACACCAAACAAGGCCAAAUCAAACAUGAUGACCUCUGUCUGACGCUGGUUCAAUUCGCGCGGGGCUCUGAAGUGGUGAUGAAGGAGUGCGACAGUUCCGAAAAUCAGCGCUGGACAAUGCGUGAAGGCGGUUUCCUGCGGCACAAUAAACUCAACGUAUGCCUCGACUCACGUGAUCACCACGAGCAUGGCAUUACCGCCCAACGCUGCAACUCAGCGCUGGAGUCACAACGUUGGAAAUUUGUGGCGAAUGGGAAGUUUGCGUGAAAUGAGGCGGCAAUGGCUGCAAAGGGGACUACUAUGAAGGUAAAGAUGACGAUGACGGCUGAGACAACAGGUGUGGAAACGAAAACUGGCGUAGAAGCGGAAGCGGAAGCGGAUGUUAAUGCGGCGACAAAAUACUAAACGAGGAUCUCACUCUUUGCACGACUAUGGACACUACAAUAACUUUGUAGCUAUCACUACCGCGCAAAAACUAAGUUUAUUGUUGAGGCUCAUAGAGCCACAAUUUUAAAACUGCUACCACCAAUUACAACAAGGCGAAUGACACUGGGGCAAUGAGGUGGAACAUAAACGUUCAACACGCGCGCGUAUACACACACACACACACACACACAGUCACAUACACACGAACACAUGGACUCACAAAAUGGCAUGGCACGCAAAGAAAUAUAAUGGCAAUGAAUGACAACUAUGUAACUAGCAGAGUCUGACACAGCGCUCGAAUGUGCCGGCACGUUGUGCAGCGGAGGGGAACAGAAGGGCAGCAAAAAUGACCGUUGAUGGUCGUUUAACAACAAAGUGGGUAAUGAAGGACAUUAUAAAGAGUAUAAUUAAGCAUAAGCGAGUAAACAAGGACACUAGUGAUAUUAAAAGUUUAAUGGAUGGCUGGCGCCGAAGUAGCCCUCAGUAAGGAAGAGUACGGAGAAGCAAAGAAAACAAAACGUGGCAACGGUGUAAGCACAAUUGCAACAUCUGCCAGCUGACAUACACACACACACACACACACACAUCCAGGCAGACAUACAUUUGUUAGUUAAAUUUACAUGAAUUACAAUAAGUGUGUAAUUUUAAGUGAAAUAUGAUAGAAAGGCGAAUACGAUGUGGCAGGACUAUGCCGGUUGGCAGCGACUUGGCAAAUGACUUACUACUUACAUAUUUAAUAGUGAAGUGAUGCUGUUGCAUGCAACGCC